CCUGCCGGGGAGAAGGCAGCGGCCGGAGCAGCGGCUCGCCAAGGCUCUACCCGCUCCCACGCGGGACCCGCCUGCUCCGUGGCCGGCCGGGCGGCGGCGGCGGCUGCUGCUGCCCAGUCCCGCUGCUUGGGAGAGACAAAGGGAGACGCGGAGGGAAGAGGCGGCGGCGGCGCUGGGAUCCGCUGCGAGCGCCGAGGAGCCCCCCCAGGACCUGUGAGUGGCCGGUCGCUCGCCCUGCCCCGGGAGGGGCCCCGUCCUCUGCUGGUGCGUGUCUCCGAUGGCAAGUGACUCUCUGUGACUUAAAUGAGCAUCAAAGCACCUGUAUCACCUGGGACCGAGGCCACCGGAUGAUCUUAAUGCCACAUCAAUUAAAUAAUUUUAAGGAAAAAGCAAUCUUCUUUUAUCUAGCUCCUGUCAUUCAAGUCUUACUCCCAUGCAGGAAACCUAGUCGCAGACACUGAUAUUAAUUACCUCUCAAUCUUCCUGAAUGGGGAAAGGAAAUCAUCGUGAUCAGUUUUGAUUAAAUGCUCAGUGAGAGAAAUUAGCAGUUUCCAGGCGAGUUGAAGAGUGAGAUUUGGGAUCAUUUUUAAAAGGGGGAAAAAAAAGGACAAUCCAAUUUUUCUUCUUUAAAUCACCCAGGGUAAAAUGAAGGCUCUCCCCUUGCCAGUGAAGAUAACUGAAUUGCUUUGUUUGGCCUAAACACCUGAUCCUAAAAAAAACCCUGUGAACCUGCAACAACCUGCCUCUUUGCCUUACCACAGUCACUGAGUCACGGGUUGACAGCCUGACGAAGGAACCCCAAAGGAAAGAUGGUCGCCAUCAAGAAGAAAAAUCUGAAAAUGUUUACGCUUGCCUUAUUGUUUGUCAUCACGAUAACGUCGUUCUUGCUGAAUUACACUCACAAUUCGGUGCUGGUCACCUGGGAUCCCAAGCAGAUUGUCAUGCAGUUAAAAAAACUAAUGAAAUACCCCCAGAGACCAUGCAGCUGUAAUUCAUGUGUUCCCGAGCUGGGACUUUCCUUCUGGUUCGAUGAGAGGUUUAAUCAGACUAUUCAGCCUUUCCUCACCACUCGGAACACCUUCAUUCCAGAAGAGAGCUACAAGUGGUGGCUGAAAUUGCAAGGAGAGAGCAAACCUAAAAAUAUCAACGACACUAUCAAGGAAUUGUUUGAGAUCAUUCCCGGUGACGGGGAGCAGCUGCUGGAGAGAGACGCCUCCCGGUGCAGAAGGUGUGCCGUCGUGGGGAACUCAGGGAACCUUAGGCAAUCUCAAUACGGCCAAGAUAUCGAUGCCCACGACUUUGUGCUCAGAAUGAAUCGCGCUCCAACCGCCGGGUUUGAAUCGGACGUCGGAAGCAAAACUACUCACCACUUUGUUUACCCCGAGAGCUUCCGAGACCUGGCAGAAAAUGUCAGCAUGAUUGUGAUCCCCUUCAAAACGCUGGACCUGCGCUGGAUCGUCAGCGCGCUCACCACGGGCACCAUAAACUUCACAUAUGCUCCAGUUCCCCGUAAAAUCAAAGUGAAAAGAGACAAGAUCCUGGUCUAUCACCCAGUUUUUAUCAAAUAUGUUUAUGACCACUGGCUGCAGCAUCAUGGAAGAUACCCCUCGACAGGCAUUCUGUCAGUGAUAUUUGCACUCCACCUGUGUGAUGAGGUGGAUGUGUACGGUUUUGGAGCAGACAGCAAAGGCAACUGGCAUCAUUACUGGGAAAACAACGCUGCCGGGGGGGCUUUUCGGCAAACCAAGGUCCAUGAUGGGGAUUUCGAGUCCAAUAUCACUUUGACUCUUGCCUCUAUUGACAAAAUACGUUUUUUCAAGGGCAGAUGACCCUUACCAUAGACAGUGAUUUGUGGCUGCAAUUUCCAGCAGGGGUCAGUUACUGACGUGCUUGAAGUGGCUUAUCGAAGAUGAUCUUGGGAGCUGACCACAUUUGAAUAUCAGACUCUGCAGCUGAGGACAUGUGUGUCUCACUGCUGUGACGAUCAUUGAAUGAAAGUAGCAUGCAGUAUUGGUUCCAUACUGCACUUGAUUUCCUUAUUUGAGAAUUGAGACGUUGGGGACCUAAGGAUCAGUUAUGGGGAAUAAAUGAUGUAUGGAAUCACAGGGGAUGUAUGGAAUUGUUCAAUCUUGAAAUACUGGGAGAGAUGUGCCUCUUGCUGUUAGGGUAAACUAGGGGAUCAUUUUCUAGGAAUUACUGUAUGUGUGUGUGCUUUCCUUGCAUAAGGCAGGAAUGCCCUGAAGAGGAGAGGUGAAAACAGCUUCCUGAAUGUCCCACCAACAUGGCUGGCUGUGAACACUGUAGUAAGGAUUACCUCAAAAGAACACGUUCACUUAUUCUGCUGUUGAUCUUUUCUUUAAACCAUCUCUUCUCUUCACUGUCUCAUUUCUGGUUCUGCAUUAUACUAUGGACAAAGGUGAUGUACCUGACUCGCAAGGUGUAAUGGCUACUUUUGGCAAUGUAUCAAUCCACAUUGAGAAAUUCUGGAUCAAAUCCUUCAUCUCCAGUUAACUGCAUAUUUUAAUGUAGCAUCCUACACAGCCAUAAUGAGACGAAGAAAAACAAAAUAAGUUUGAUUGAAAAUGCCAGCAAAAAUUGGCCUUUUUAGCCACUGGUUUGUUUGAGUUUCUUUAAAUAUAAUUGUAUUUUAUUUUAUUUUUGGUAGAUACUCUGAAUGCUAAUUUUUGUUGAAUCCAUUCAAGGUAGAGCAGUGGACGUUUUUUUUCUUUCAGUGGUUUACAUGUGCCUUUUAUAUUUGUGCAACAGAUAUAAUUUUUUUUAAAGGCGAAAAUCCCUAAAUUAAAAUUUUUAUAGGAAAAAAAAUUAACCAAAGCUUAGUCUCUACAUGGUAUCAUUUUGUAUUCUAAACUAAUAAUGACAUCUCCUGUAUUCUACUUGACGAGGGGAAAAAACCAAGGGUCGUUUUAAAGGUAACUUUUACCUUUUUUUUGUUUUAAAAAAAAAAAGAAAAGAGAAAAAAUCCAAAAAUUGAUAGGACAUUUUUUAUUCUAUUUUUUACAACUUAGCAGGUGAUAGCUAUUUAAAUGUAUUCAAGUGAAAGUAUCAGACACAAGGAUGGGAGCUAUAAGAGUGAAGAGAACUGCAUGGGCAUCUACCAGGGCAUAUCCUCUAUAUAUUGAUUCUACGGUAUGAUCCAGACCUCGGAAAGAUUUGUAUCUUUAGAGAACUGUAUAUAUUAACAUUAUUACUUCUAUGCAGCAAGGAGUGAAUAAGAAAUAUUGUAUUGGAGAUUUUGUCUACACAGAUUCUUCCUAAAAUCUAUUUGACCUUCAUUUCUGUUGUUCAUUGAUAUUUUAAACAUGAGUUAAAGUAUGAAAUCGGGAGGGGAGGGUGAUUUGAGGACGGUAGCACUUGCUUCAUAAUAUCAUGAAGAUGGGAUUCGAGGAAUCUAUGAACCAUAUCCAAUACCCAGGGAAGCCAGUGCCAGUCUUUCCAAUGAACUUCAGUGGGCUCUGGAGCAGAUCCUGAAAGAGCUGCUGGUUUGAUAUUUUUCUUAUUUGGUUGUUUUUUAUUUUUAUUUUUUUAUUGUGGUGACAGGAAUCUGUGGUCAUUUAAACACACACACAUACCAACUAACUAAGAAAUAGCAUGUUCAUUCAUUAGCCAAUUUGGUGGCAGUGUCUGUUUUAGUUACCACUAUGUCAGUACCAUAGGUGAAAGCCUGGCCCCACUGAAGUCAAUGGAGUUUUGCCAUUGACUUCAAUAAGGUUUAGGCUGGAUAUAGGAAAAGCUAUUUCACAAGGAGGGUGGUAAAGCACUGGAAUGGGUUACCUAGGGAG
Molecule: messenger RNA, 3800 nt
Organism: Mauremys mutica (yellowpond turtle)
Lineage: Eukaryota; Metazoa; Chordata; Testudines; Geoemydidae
Gene: ST3GAL1
Product: ST3 beta-galactoside alpha-2,3-sialyltransferase 1
Exons: 7
Coding region: 810-1829 (339 amino acids)
Molecular function (GO): beta-galactoside (CMP) alpha-2,3-sialyltransferase activity
Source: RefSeq, a predicted model, not a curated record